Messenger RNA from Hyla sarda, 2768 nucleotides. It is a transcript of the gene DNAJB1, whose product is annotated as DnaJ heat shock protein family (Hsp40) member B1. Gene Ontology annotation, cellular component: cytosol. Gene Ontology annotation, biological process: negative regulation of transcription by RNA polymerase II. The record is from RefSeq and is a predicted model, not a curated record. The transcript is spliced from 4 exons. NCBI's taxonomy places the organism in Eukaryota, Metazoa, Chordata, Amphibia, Anura, Hylidae. Bases 199 to 1233 code for a protein of 344 amino acids. Gene Ontology annotation, molecular function: protein-folding chaperone binding.
UCUCCGCGCUGUGAGCGAUCUGAUUGGUCCACAGCUCCUGAAGUUUCUAGAGUGCGGAAGAAAGAUCUGGAAGGUUCUGGAGGUGGAGCUGCGCCUAUACAAGCGACUGGCUGUCACGAGUCCCCAGCAGAGAAGGCACCACGGGCGGCGGACACAGGUGUCUGGUCACACCACUAACUGAUAAGGUCACCGGGAAGCAUGGGCAAAGAUUACUACAAGACUCUUGGCUUGUCCAAGGGGGCGUCCGAGGAGGAGAUCAAGAAGGCCUACAGGAAACAAGCCCUGAAGUAUCACCCGGAUAAGAACAAGGACCCGGGGGCGGAGGAGCGCUUUAAGGAGAUCGCCGAGGCCUACGAUGUGCUGAGCGACCCCAAGAAGAGGGAGAUAUUCGACAAGUUCGGCGAGGAAGGUCUUAAAGGAGCCCCAGGUGGUGGUGGAGGAGGAGGUGGUGGUGGUCCCAAUGGUCCUUCCUUCAGCUAUACCUUCCAUGGAGAUCCUCACGCCAUGUUUGCAGAGUUCUUCGGAGGCCGUAACCCGUUUGAUUCCUUUUUUGGAAGGGGAGAGGACGACAUGGACACAGAUGACCCCUUCUCAGGGUUUGGUAUGGGUGGCCAUAUGGGUGGUUUUGGCCAUAUGGGUGGCUACCCCAGAGCUGCCCCCGGACGUCGUGAAGUGGGCCCCAAAAAGCAGGACCCUCCAGUGGUCAGGGAGUUGCCGGUUUCGCUCGAAGAAAUCUUCACCGGCUGCACCAAAAAGAUGAAGAUCUCUCACAAGAGAGUAGGCCCAGAUGGAAGGAGCGUACACAACGAGGACAAGAUCCUCACCAUCCAGGUGAAGAAGGGCUGGAAGGAGGGCACAAAGAUCACUUUCCCCAAGGAGGGCGACGAGACGCCCAACAUCAUCCCGGCCGACAUCGUGUUCGUGCUAAAAGACAAACCUCAUUCUGUAUACAAGAGAGAUUCAUCUAAUGUCAUCUACACGGCAAAGAUCAGCCUACGAGAGGCUCUCUGUGGCUGCUCCGUCAAUGUCCCAACUCUGGACGGUCGAACCAUUCCAAUUGUCAGCAAAGACAUCAUCAACCCCGGGACCAAGCGCAGGAUUCAUGGAGAAGGACUACCGCUCCCCAAGGCCCCUGAACAGCGGGGGGAUCUCCUAGUGGAGUUUGACAUACGCUUCCCCGAACGUCUGCCCGCAGCUUCUCGGGAAACACUAGAGCGGAUCCUUCCUGCGUAACGAUCCCAUGGACUCCACGUACAAUGACACAGACCAAAGGGGCGCUGACGGGCCUCUGCCCCACAUGCCUGCAGUGCCUGAGAAGCUGGAGAGACUUCUGAGGGGGGGGGGGGGGGGUAUUAGGGCGCCCUACGAGCCAAAAUAUAUAUAUAUAUACACAUUAUACAUUUUCUUCAUUUAUCUCACAUUAACUAUAUGUGCUGCACCAGUAUUAGCCCUGAACCAGCUAUCACUGAACGUCUUAAGGGCAAUGGCAAUUGUCCGCUGUUUGGUUUUAUAUAGAAGCCCCCCCAUAGUCGUGGGAAAAGAGGUCCCUGCGUAUUUUGUACCAUGUUUAGGAAUCUUAUCUGCUGUCCAGUGGACAUUGCUAGUACACAGAGGAGAGCAGCUGGAACUCAAGAUGCUGCAGUCCCAUGUAAAGAGUCUCUCAGCAGAUCCCAUUGCACAGCAGUCAUCUCGUUCUUAAAGGGGCACUCCACUACUAGACAUCUUAUACCCUAUGCAAAGGAUAGGGGAUAAGAUGUCUGAUCGCAGGGGUCCCCCGCAAUCUCCUGCCAGACCUGGCGUUCCAAACAAACACCAGUGACAUCACGCCACGCCCCCUCCAUUCAUGUCUAUGGGAGGGGGCGUGUCGGUAGACACGCCCCCUCCCAUAGACAUGAAUGGAGGGGGGCGUGACCGUGACAUCACGGCCUCCGGCUCCUAGCGUUCCGAACGCUAGAGUACCCCUUUUAAAAUCUCAAUUCUAGCCAUGCCCGUGCUGACCGGUGCGGCACAUUAACCCUUAAAGGUUCUGUAAAGCUGUCACUGCCCCGUGGGUACCGCACAUGUCAUGGUGCCCAAUCCUUGGGGGAGGUAGAGAUUGACAUUGUAGUCUCCUCCAGCUUUCCUGGAAGCGGGGCCCUUUUAGAAUAUUGGAAGGGCCAGCAAAUUCUUCUCAUCUCACUUCCAACAAUUGAGUUUGGGAGGCAUGCACAGUUUGUGUGUUUUUUGUUAUAUUUUUUACAAAAAUUUUUUUUUAUUAUUAAUUUUUUUUUUUUUUUUUUUUUAUUAUUCUUGCACAGUUUGAACUCAACACUAGUUGGCGCCAAAGGAGCUGCUAUUUGGCUCCAAGCUUUGCAACUUUAUAUGUGUUUUGAAACGGGGACGGCCUGACCUAUUAGGAUAUAACUGACUCACUCCAGUGUCCUCUGUACGAAUACAUUUUUAUUUGUGUUGUAAAUAAAAUAUAUAUAUAUAUAGAUAUCUUUUUAUUUUGAUGGGCUUGUACUUGUGGUUUUUCUUUUUUUUCAUGCUGUAAAUACGUGACCUGCAGGUGACUGGAGCGGUGCGAGCUUGAGCUGGUGAAUGAACUGUGACGUAUGGCGUUUUUGGAUAUAGAUUUUUGUUGUGUUGUUUGUAUAAGAUGAUGACAUUUCCUAGUACUGCCCAUGUGUCCGGCCACUGUGUGUGUGUGUGCGCCACGUGAGUGGCGGGGCGUUCCCUGGACCACAUGUUACAUGUCUCCAAUACUUUAAUAAAGUAUUUUCAAUAAA